AUGGCCCUGCGGAGGGUGCUGGCGCUAGGGGCAGCCCUGGGGCGCCGCAGCUGCUGCUCCAAGCCCUCGCUGCCCCCUGACUUCGUGGAGGCCCUGAGGGCCGUGGCUGGGGCUCCCAAUGUCUCCACGGCCACAGCAGUGCGGGAGCAGCACGGCCACGAUGAGUCCAUGCACCCCUGUGCCCCUCCAGACGUCGUGGUGUGGCCCCAGGCGGUGGGGCAGGUGCAGGAGCUGGCAGCCCUCUGUCACCGCUGCCGUGUGCCCAUGGUGCCCUUUGGCACCGGUACCGGCCUGGAAGGAGGCGUCAAUGCCGUGCAGGGCGGCGUCUGCUUUGACCUGAGCCGCAUGGAUGCCAUCGCGGAUCUGAGCCUCGAGGACUUCUCGGUGACAGUGGAGCCCGGAGUCACCCGCAAGGCCCUCAACAAGCACCUGCGUGGCACUGGGCUCUGGUUUCCUGUCGGUACCGUGGGCAUGAGAGGGGUCAUGGGGCUGGGGGUGACAGCACUCGAGGGGCUGGGAAUGAGGAUACUCUUGAGGAGCUGUGGACUGUAAGGUGUCCAUAAGUGUGUUGUGAUUCUACAGCAGUACCAGAAGAGCCUCUAGGACU
Sturnus vulgaris (Common starling) is the source of this 607-nucleotide messenger RNA. Its product is annotated as D-lactate dehydrogenase, mitochondrial-like. Gene Ontology annotation, molecular function: D-lactate dehydrogenase (cytochrome) activity; FAD binding; D-lactate dehydrogenase (NAD+) activity. The record is from RefSeq and is a predicted model, not a curated record. Gene Ontology annotation, biological process: lactate catabolic process. Gene Ontology annotation, cellular component: mitochondrion. NCBI's taxonomy places the organism in Eukaryota, Metazoa, Chordata, Aves, Passeriformes, Sturnidae.